Messenger RNA from Rotaria sp. Silwood1, 957 nucleotides. NCBI's taxonomy places the organism in Eukaryota, Metazoa, Rotifera, Eurotatoria, Philodinida, Philodinidae. The record is from the annotation of a GenBank genome assembly.
AUGGCAAGUAAUAGUGAUAUAGCUUAUGCAGAUAAUAAAAGAUGGGAACAACUAAUAUCAUGUCAUAUGCCAAACUUACGUAUAUUUGACAUUCGACAUGAAGUUUGGCCAAAACAUGCUGAUAAUAAUCAACUAAUGUUAGAUACACAGAUUAAUCCAUUCACAUCUUCAUUCUGGAUCGAACGAAAAUGGUUUUUCACGUAUCAGUUUCGUCAAUCAAGAUUUUCAGAUUAUACAAUUUUCUAUUCAACAAAUCCAUAUAGAAGAAGAACUUAUAUAUUAUAUGAGCAAUCGGCGGGAAAAAUAUGUUUAAACACUGAGAAAACAAUUUUGAAUUCAGUACGUCAUGUUUAUGUGCAAAAUGAAAAAGGAGUGAUCAAUUGUAUGAACUAUUUUCCAAAUGCUACUGAACUUACUUUGAAAUAUAAUAUGAGCGUAUGUCGUGAUUCAAUUCUUAAAACAAUCAAAAAUAUUCUUCCUGUUCAACAACUUACUAAACUAGUCAUUGAAACUCAUUAUUUUUCUUUGAUAAAAAUAAGUAAAUUACUCUAUUUUAUGCCAAAUAUUCAAAUAUUAGCUUUGAAAUCUAUACCAUUGUAUGGAUAUACUUAUGAAGAUAUUGAGAAAAAUAAAAUUUUUCAAAUUGUAUCUAAUCGAAAUACUAUUCGAGAUGUCACUCUUGAAGAAACAUCUACAUUAGAUAAAAUUCAAUUACUUCUUAAAUUAUGUCCACGAAUGCAACAUCUGUCUUUGGAAACUCGUGCAAAGAACUUAGAAGCAAUUAUACGUUUAUUAUUUGAUGAAACUAAUCGCAAUGUUCAUCCAUUGAAUUCAUUGUGUCUUUUAAGAGCAAGUGAAUGUUGGCAACAAAAGAUAUAUAGACUAGUGCAAUCAGAAAAUUUAAACAUUACUUAUACAAUAAAAUAUAUUCGUUCAAAUUUAUGGUUAUGGUGGUGA